AAAGUGGACUCGUCUGAAACAGAUGUCCGGAGCUCUUCCCUCACAUCUGACCAGAGAAAGUUUGAACUCUCGCUGUCUCAGGAAAGAUGCUGAUGUAGAGGAACAGACCGCAAGCUGAAACGUAUAUAUAAAAAAGUCAAGAGCAGAGAGACAAGAUGACGGCCAUCGAGAGUAAAGAAGAGAUCAGCGACACGGACAGUGGGAUUAUCCUGCACUCCGGUCCUGACAGCCCCACGUCCCCAGUGAAGGACCUCACCACCCACACCAGAGCCCUGAAGCUGAAGCACCAAUCUCUGGAGGAGCGUUUGGAGAUCUGCCUGCUGGAGCUCCGAAAACUCUGCAUCAGGGAGGCAGAGCUGACAGGCGUACUGCCCUCAGACUAUCCAAUGAUGCCAGAUGAGAAGCCACCACGUGUUCGGAGGAGAAUUGGUGCUUCAUUCAAGCUGGAUGAAGGUCUGAUCCAUCUAGAUAAACAGGACUCAGAGUUGCAAGCGCUUGAAACUGAGUUGGCCCUUCAGCGGCAGAUUUAUGAGGCAGCCCGCAAACUCUCGCUCGAGGAGAACCUCAGUAAGCCGCAGAAGAAGGGCCGGCUGCAGCAGUGCAAGAGGGAGGAGAAGAAAGUGAAGGAACUGCAGCAGGCCGUGUUCCAGCAUAGAAUCAAGAGUGAGUGCAACUCACCGAGCGUCAGCAGCCAGAACAAAGAUCUGUGCAUGUCUGAUGACAGCUCACUCUCCGAUGUGGUGGCUCUGGAUGAUGAUGUGGACACAUCCAGCCCCCUUUCACCUCCAGUGUUGGACGCUUCAUAUUCAGAUCCCCUUCAGCUGUCAGCCCAGACUGUGCAGACAUCGCACCAGUCCUCAAGCGAGCUCAGUGUGGAGCACGAGCCCGCUCCCAUCCAGAAUUCCCCUUGGAAGGAGUCCAGUCUGGACCAGCCUUACCAAAAGGCCACCAAACCUCAGUCCGCCUGCAGCAGCAGGUCCAGUAGCCCAGCAGCAGCCCAGGUGUCUGCAGAGAGCAUCAGGAUUCCUCUCACUCAGUUUGUCAAAAACUCUGCCCUGCGUCACAGCAGCUCCACCAGCGCCCCCUCCACCCCAGAGCUGUUCAUACGCCGGCAGUACUCCCAGUCCUUUAGACUUCCAAAAAGAAAGCCAUCUGACGUGGAGCGUUUCGGCUCAGAGAGCAAUCGAGGUCGAGCCAGGCUGCCCCAGCGACGCUGCGUGGCUGACUUCAUGGUGCGCUCUCCGGAGUACUCUCCCCUGCGUCCUUACCAGUCCGGCUCUGAGGACAGCAGCUCAGAGCACUCGUCAUCCUCUUGCAUUAGCUCUCCUGGCAGGGAGAAGCCGACUGAGAUCCCAAAGCUCUGCCCGCCGCCUUACGGAUUCCACUUUGGAGCACAGAAGACAGGAGUCUCCCAUUUCCCCAGUACGCACAAAGACACGAGCGCCAGCUAUGUUAAGGCAGCGGCGGAAGAUGGACCCCUCUCCCCGCAAGCUCCAGACAUGGGGAAGUGCUUCAUCUCUCCUGUGGCACGCAGCACUCAGCAAAGACAGUGGCAGGAGGGGACACCUUCACCGAGAAGCAUCUUAAAGCCCCCUCCGCCUUACACCAGGCUCGUACGGACACCCUCGCUGAAAGAGUACCCGAACCAUGCCGUGAGGCUGCUGCCCCGGGAGGUCGUAUCAGAGGAGCUGAAAUCCUGGCAUCAAAGGAAUCAGCUACAGAAGCUACGGCCGAGCUGCGUCGAACAGCAGAGCGUUACGAGCCCCACUUCACCUCACCUGCCUCUUUUUGCACAGGGUUCAGGUAACGUGAUUCUCCAGAGGGCUGUAGACGGGACUCCCCUUCAGUGGUUUGUAGCCGAGGAUGCUGAGAUUGUGAGCCAGGUGUAGCUGACGCGCCUAAAACCCCCUGCAGUAUGAUGCCUCAUUCCUUUAUUUAUUAAGUCUUUGGACUCUCUGUGAGAUUGUUUGUUGACAUAAUGCAGAAAACGUGGACCUGUUGGUAUCACUGGUUAAUUUAAUGUAAGGUGGUAUGCCAGUUUUAUUUAUUUGACACUGUUUGGUGAUAGAUCUGAGGUGAAAUGAAUCUGAUACAGUUUCAUAGCUUAUUUCAACAAAGACCAUAAACUUGCUGUUGUUUGAAGACCUUUUUUUGUGGCUGG
Messenger RNA from Oreochromis aureus, 2161 nucleotides. It is a transcript of the gene inavaa, whose product is annotated as innate immunity activator a. Gene Ontology annotation, biological process: positive regulation of protein ubiquitination; adherens junction maintenance. Lineage: Eukaryota; Metazoa; Chordata; Actinopteri; Cichliformes; Cichlidae. The transcript is spliced from 10 exons. The record is from RefSeq and is a predicted model, not a curated record. Bases 156 to 1889 code for a protein of 577 amino acids.